AAGGGCUCGCGUGCGGUAUGCGCUUACAAUAAUUUGACAGGUAUCACGGACCGCUGGCGCGUUUACAGAUUUCCAAAGAUGACGUUCGGACCCCAAGUUAGCUAUUUUAAUCCAUAGCCCAUCAAACGCGUGUUGCAUGUAGUCGUUCUACCAGUGUCUCGGAGACGCGCGAGUAAGGGGUUUCUGGAUCGCUAGUCAUCACACGGAAGCUUUACCACACUGUCCCAGACUGCUUUGACAUUUAGUCCCGAUUUUUUGUGGGAAUUACAGCAAGAAAAAAACUUUGUUUAAAACAUCCUUAUCAUUCUCAAGCAUUUCUGAUACAGCCUGCAAUCCGUUCAUUCCACUAUACAGAAAAGAUGAUUCUAAGAGCGCGUUUCAUCGUGGCGAUGUUCUUCAUAUAUCUGACAACUGAGGCCACUCCGUUCAAACAAGCCUUUCUAGAUCAGCAUGCUGCAUCGGAAUCCCAGGAAACUAUCAUGGAGCAAAUUAGUAAAGUCAAUGAAAUGACCAAUAGCGUUGGUUACGAAGCAGACAUCGCCUUGACCGAACGUGACGGAAGUGUGUAUGACGACAUCGAGAAGCGACGGAGAAAAAGGAAUGCAGUAAGACAGAGGAAGAAGCUAUGGCCGCACAAGCAGAUACCAUACGAGGUCGCGCCGGGACUAGAGUCGUACGUUGAUAAUAUCCAGGCGGCGAUCAAAGAGUUCCACCAGCACACGUGUCUUCAGUUUAAGCGCCGUACAGACGAGGAGCACUGGAUAAAGUUCACUAAAGGAAAAGGAUGCUGGUCAUUCAUUGGUCGAAUUUACUGGCGGGAAGGGCCACAGGAGCUGUCCCUCGGUGAUCGGUGUAACAGCAAGGGGAUUAUUAUGCACGAGAUCAUGCACGCUGUAGGGUUUUGGCACGAGCAGAGUAGACCCGACAGGAACCAGUAUGUGGAGAUACUAUGGGAAAAUGUACAAAAAGGAAUGGAAAGCCAAUUCAACAAAUACCGACACACCAAAGUAGACAAUAUGGGUUUCAAUUAUGACUACCAGAGCAUAAUGCAUUACGGAAAAAGGACAUUUUCGCGAAAUGGUCUUCCCACAAUUCGAGCAUUUCACAAUCCCGACAUGCCUCUUGGUCGUUCAGAUGGCUUUAGUACGCUAGACAAGCAGAAAAUGAACUGGCUGUACGACUGCAAAAGUGAUGCCGAGGAAGGCUGGAGCGCGUGGUCGGAAUUUACUCCAUGUAAUAUCAGAUGUGUCAAGUCCAGACAACGUGUUUGCUUUGCGUCCGAUAGACAGGCAUGUCCGGGUGUCACGUCCAGCAAUGUGAAAACGCAACGCGUACGAUGCUCUCCGGCCGAAUGUUAUGCACCAGUCCAAGGCCACUGGGGGAGAUGGGCACGCUGGUCUACAUGCGACAAGACGUGUGGAUACGGCAAACAGAUGCGAAAGCGCGUUUGCGAUGACCCCAAACCCCGAAAUGGAGGCAAAACCUGUAAAGGCGCCGACACACAAGUGCGCAUGUGCAACAUGCAGCCAUGCUCUUCAGAUGCGUUAAUGUGUAACUUUGAUAAAGACAUGUGCUUUUGGGAGAAUGAUUGGAGUAGUACUCCAACAUUCCACUGGAGACGUCAUCGGGGCCACACCCCAAGCCGUAACACGGGUCCCGUGUCUGACCACACCUCUGGAAUGGGUUACUAUAUAUACCUAGAGACGAGCUGGCCUGCUCGGCGUGCCUACACUGCUACCCUCAUCAGUAAAUGGCUACCUCCAAGUGAGCUUAAGUGUCUAACCUUCUGGUACUCCAUGUAUGGCCAUUCUGUCGGGGCCAUGCGAGUCUAUAUCAGGGAUGACUUUGAGAUCAAGAAAUUGCUCUGGCUACGUUCGGGUCAACAAGGCAUGAAGUGGAGGAAGGCUGAUAUUAAUAUAUCGUCUUCUUCGAGAUAUAGGAUUAUUUUCGAAGGAGUGCGGGGUAAUGGUUACACUGGAGACAUUGCGCUUGACGACAUCAGUUUUACCAACGGCAAAUGCAACGAUCCUGGAUCUACCACAGCGCGUGCAUGACUAUGACGUCACUAGCUUCUGUGGUUACUAAGGCUCGUGACGUCAUGUGACUUUGACGUCUUUAUUCGACACAUACUACGUCAAAAUGACACCAAAAGUGUGAGUCGUUCGCUUUCGAUCGCCAUGGUCAUCAAACUUCGUUACGACCAAGUCACACGUUUAGGAAAUUACAAGUCAACCGAUUGGAGGCUCAGCAGCGCUAUGAACAAUUAAUGUUUCGUGCCACGCAAACAUAUCCAGCUAGCGUGACUUAUUCGUCGCGACGGUCGUCAUAUUGUUACGUCACAUGAACUUCUCGUUACGUUAUCUUCGAGUCAUGCAAUCUUUUUUUGGCGCAUCACUCUGCUUCAUACAACACUUGACCUUCGCCAAAAAACUCACUACUAGCUCUACCGAUGAGCAAAAAAUGUGUAGUAUAGAAAGCGUAUGCCCACAUCUAGUGUAAUUAAAAUCUUAUUUCUAUGCAUAUAUUUAUGGGGUUCAUCACCGGGUAAACACAUUCCAUUGGCUUUCUCUUUUAUUGUCACUUCCUUUUCUUUCAAUGAUCUCUUUUACAUAGAAACCUUGUCUUACUGAAAACUUGACGUUGUUAAUUCAUACAACAUAUUUAUUAAGAAAUGUUCUUCUCAAGUAUAUCAUAUGUCAUUUGGAUAUGCCUUGCUACAGUUCAUCUUUUUCUUAUUGUACAAAAGAAUACCAUGUAAUAUACUUUGUAUAUAAAAAAGAGAUUCUCAAGUGAAUUUUGAAAAAUAUAGGAACUGCCCGGAAAAUAGAUUUUUUACAAGGAAGGGACAAAGUAUCUGGAUUUAAUUUUAAUUUUAAAUUUUUGACCCCAAUUUUUAUCACAUAUUGUAAAUACGUAUUUUAGUUAUACUACGUGAAUGCCUUUAUUAAGAUAAAAAAGAUAGUUAUGCUGUUCUUACAAUCCCAGUUAAAAUGUUAUCACUGAUUCUACAUUAGAUUAGGUUUAGAUUAAAAGUUUAGCAUUUACUUAUUAUCCAUUGUAUUUUAUUUAUUUCCUAACGAUUAUUUAAAUGUACAACUGAAAUAAAAGCUUUAUUGUCAUAAUCGCA
Nematostella vectensis (starlet sea anemone) is the source of this 3127-nucleotide messenger RNA. Its product is annotated as zinc metalloproteinase nas-14. Bases 360 to 2054 code for a protein of 564 amino acids. Gene Ontology annotation, biological process: proteolysis. Gene Ontology annotation, cellular component: membrane. Lineage: Eukaryota; Metazoa; Cnidaria; Anthozoa; Actiniaria; Edwardsiidae. Gene Ontology annotation, molecular function: metalloendopeptidase activity; zinc ion binding. The record is from RefSeq and is a predicted model, not a curated record. The transcript has 13 exons.